Helianthus annuus (common sunflower) is the source of this 1572-nucleotide messenger RNA. RefSeq names its product ferredoxin--NADP reductase, root-type isozyme, chloroplastic. The transcript has 8 exons. The coding region runs from base 784 to 1410 and encodes 208 amino acids. The record is from RefSeq and is a predicted model, not a curated record. NCBI's taxonomy places the organism in Eukaryota, Viridiplantae, Streptophyta, Magnoliopsida, Asterales, Asteraceae. Gene Ontology annotation, molecular function: oxidoreductase activity.
UUUAAUUUUCUCUUCGAUCACUGGUUCCCCCAAAUUUCUACUGGGGAAAAGUUUAAAACUUCCUUGAAAAUUUCCUUUCCCUCCCAAAAUCCAUGAAUUUCCCUCACCAAAUUAGAAGUUCUCUCCACAUCUUCACCACUCUGCUCUCUCUAGUUGUGUUGUUCCUCCACCAAAUCGACCAUCUUAUGCAUCAACGUGAUCUACCGAUUCAGACCACCUCCAUUUAAUCUAUCACUUGGCGACGAAUCACACGCGCCACCAGACGGGGAGCCUCCUCUGUUCAACGAUACCUAUACCACUUGUCUACACCAUUGACAUACGGUUAUCACGCGCCAUGUUACUCAACAUUCCCCUCAUUCUACUAUCACUUUGAUACGGUUGGCUUGGAAAAUGCUUGUUCGAGUUUUCUUGAUUAAAAAGCUGCUUUAUGAAUUGCUGAAGAAACUGAAUUUUGAAUCGAAGCAUGAGGUUAGUCAUUCGGCCACAUAUUACGUAAGUUCCUUGUUGAUUUACAGGCACUGUGGAUAUGGUUCUGGAUCUCACCGCUUGAAGGGGAGGUAAUGGCAACUAUAUACGCGAAAUUGGGAUUCUAGGGUUCGUAUUUGGGAUUCUGGUAAUGUUGAUACUGAUGCUUGGGAAGGAGGAACAAUCUGACAACAUAAAUUAGCACGAUGACCAGCCCAGGCUUGUGAUAGUCCAGGUGUAGGUUAUGGCAUUCAUCAGCGUGGGAGAUAGAAAAAUAAUCUGACCAUGCCCAGAAAAAUGUAUACAAUUGUUUUUUAGAUGGGCAAUCAUUCAAGGAGUGGCAAUGCUUUUACAAACAUAUAUGAAAGACAGAGAAUCUAUACACGUACUGCACUAGGUAAGAUGCACAAUCAAAAUGUCAACCCUGGCUGCACCUACCCUUUGACGUCCUUGAAAAGCUCGUCAAUCAUCUCGCCUAUAAUAUAUUAUAUUAGACUGCUGCUAGAUUCAGUUACGAUCAUGGCUGCUGCUGCUGCACAUUUGGGCGUUGGUUCCGUAACCACCCCUCUCGAUGGUGAUUCAUCGUUUCGGAAAGCACAUUUCAAGACCCACAAGAUUGGCUUCUCAUGGGAGCUAAAAUCACACUCAAGAUACCAAGCCAUAGUGUCACACUCACAAAAUGUUAAGGCCCCUAAAGUUGCAGUUUCACCCUUGGAUCUUGAAGAUGCAAAAGAACCUCCACUCAACUUAUAUAAGCCAAAGGACUCAUACACUGCAACCAUUCUCUCUGUUGAAAGGCUUGUAGGCCCCAAAGCACCUGGAGAGACUUGUCAUAUUGUAAUUGAUCAUGGUGGCAAUGUUCCCUAUUGGGAAGGACAAAGUUACGGUGUAAUUCCACCGGUUGGGAAAAGGAGUAGAAGAAUACUCGGCUGCAGAUAUGGAUGACAUUCGCGAAGAUUGGUCGACUUAUGCGGUUACCUCUAUUUUUAAGUGACAAAUCGUAUUUUAGGUGUUGACGAUGUAUUGACAAACAAUUCUUUUUUUUUGUUAACGUUAAAAUAUUUGUAGUAUACUUGACAAAUAAUUAUGUCAUGGAUUGUUUUGGUA